AUGAACUUCCACAAGAGGUGUGCUUACAAGAUCCCGAACAACUGCAACUACUCCAGGCAGAGGAGGUUGUCCUCGGGCAGUAGCAACCAGGGAUCUCCAAACGCCGCUGAAGAUCAAAUCCCAUUGGCCAGUGCUCUGAGCUCGUCCGCGAAAAGUGAUUCGGGCAGUCGGAACAGUCGAUCGAAAUCAUGGAGUGGUCGACCACUGUGGAUGGAGAAAGAGUAUGCCUGGAGGAUCAAGGUGCCACACACGUUCAUCUACCACAACUACACCAGACCCACUGUCUGCCAGCACUGUAAGAAACUUUUGAAGGGUCUUUUCAGGCAGGGAUUACAGUGCAAAGACUGCAAGUUCAACUGCCACAAGAGGUGUGCACCACUCCUGCCAAAGAACUGCCCCGGAGAGGUCAAGUGGGGUCACGGAUCUCAGACGUACGGCUCGCAGGACAGCACGGAAUUGAACGACCUUGACAGUUCAGCCGACCUUGACCUCUCCUUAUCACACGACAGCAAACAGAUCGAGGAUGAUGUUGCCGAGGAAGAUGAUAAUGAAACGAUGCAGAUGGCUCCUCCCCCUGUUUGCAUGACAAACAGUUCCAACAUUCCUCUGAUGCGUGUCGUCCAAUCAGUGAAGCACAUGAAGAAGGCCGGUUCAAAGGUCAUUCGGGAAGGGUGGAUGGUACACUUCACUAACAGGGACAAUACUAGGAAACGACAUUUCUGGAGGCUGGAUGUCAACACUAUAACUCUUUAUCAAGAUGAGAACACUUCUCGAUAUUAUAAGGAAAUCCCUCUGUCUGAUAUCACGUAUGUCGGCCAGUCGAGCCCUGCAGCUACUACUGCCACUGCCGCUACCACCAACAUUGCUACUACUAUCGCCACAAACAGCAACAACACAGCGAAAACAAAAACAUCAUCUACAAAAACAUUAUCGGCAAAAUCGUCGUCGACAUCAACUUCAACGGUGUCAACCACAGCAACAGCUGCCACAGCAAUAUCGAGAAACAUUUUGUUGAUGACGUUUAAUUCGACGUCAUCAUCUUCCGCCAGCUCUCCUGCCAGAUCUUCAACAACUAUUCCCGAGGAGGUAGAACGGAACCCCCACGUCUUUGAAAUUCACAUCACUGGUGGGUACCUGUGCCUAUGCCAGGGCGGUAGUGAGGAGUAUGUAUCAUCGACAGAAAGCGGAAUUGGACUGGAGCAAGCGAGGAACAUGGAGGCAGCCAUCCACCAGGCCCUUCUCCCUGUUACCCCAAAACCCAGCGUUGAUAGCGACAAAGAUUCGCAGGCUACCAGCACGAACGUGAAGAAGGAAGAGAUUCUGGAUGUCAGUUUAUUGUAUCAGAUAUUUCCAGAUGAAAUUCUUGGAUCCGGACAGUUUGGCGUCGUCUACGGAGGUAAAUGUCGACGCGACGAAUCAGAUGUUGCCAUAAAGGUCAUCGACAAGUUGAGGUUUCCAACGAAGCAAGAGGCCCAGUUGAAAAAUGAAGUCGCCAUCUUGCAGGAUUUAAAUCACCCUGGUGUUGUUAACCUUCAAAAAAUGUUCGAAACAAAUGAAAGGAUAUUUGUGGUGAUGGAGAAGCUGAAGGGUGAUAUGUUGGAGAUGAUUCUAUCGAGUCCUCGGGGCAGGUUAUCCGAGAGGGUUACUAAGUUCCUCAUAUCGCAGAUCCUAACAGCACUGAAGCACCUGCACUCUCUGCAUAUUGUCCAUUGCGAUCUGAAGCCUGAGAAUGUUCUCCUAUCUUCUGAGACUCCAUUCCCUCAAGUUAAAUUAUGUGACUUUGGCUUUGCUCGGAUCAUCGGUGAGAAAUCCUUCAGGAGAUCUGUUGUCGGCACUCCAGCUUACUUAGCUCCAGAGGUAUUGACCAGCAGGGGUUACAACAGAUCAUUAGACAUGUGGUCAGUCGGAGUUGUUAUUUACGUCAGCUUGAGUGGCACGUUUCCCUUCAACGAGGAUGAAGAUAUUCCCGCCCAAAUUCAAAACGCGUCAUUCAUGUUUCCCGCCAACCCGUGGAAAGAGGAUUAUCAGUGCUGGUGUGACCUGCGUAAGUUGGAGUCGCAGGUGGGACAGCGCUACUUGACGCACGAAUCAGAUGACGAGAGGUGGGAGACCUAUCGCAAGGAGAACCGUCUGCCCGCCUGGGAUUUGUAUGGACACACUGGUGUAUCGAAGGAUGAUGUCUUCGCGUUCAGCCGAAACGUCAGGCACCCCCCACCACAACAACUGGUCCAACAAUACCAACAGUACCAACAACACAAUCAGCAACAAUUUUUCCACAUGUAA
This is a messenger RNA of Helobdella robusta, 2283 nucleotides long. RefSeq lists its product as hypothetical. The record is from RefSeq and is a predicted model, not a curated record. The transcript is spliced from 19 exons. Gene Ontology annotation, biological process: protein phosphorylation. Bases 1 to 2283 code for a protein of 760 amino acids. Lineage: Eukaryota; Metazoa; Annelida; Clitellata; Rhynchobdellida; Glossiphoniidae. Gene Ontology annotation, molecular function: ATP binding; protein serine/threonine kinase activity.